GGCGCAUGCGCAGGCGGACCGGUCGCACACUCUUCCCGGUCGCGCCGCCUCCGCCGAGGUCGGCCCCGGGAUUUGAGUCUCGCGCUCUCUCCGUUCGCUUACCGGCGGCUUCCCUCCCGUUCUCGCGCCCUGGGACGGCGAGGCUGCGAGAAGGGGUUGAGAGGGCUGUUGAUCGCCGCCUUUAACUUGUGCGUGGGGCGGCCAUGUCGGCCGGCGAGGUGGAGCGCCUGGUGGAGCUGAGCGGCGGGACCGGAGGGGAUGAGGAGGAAGAGUGGCUGUAUGGCGGCCCGUGGGACGUGCAUGUGCACAGUGACUUGGCAAAGGAUCUCGAUGAGAAUGAAGUUGAAAGGCCAGAAGAAGAAAAUGCCAGUGCUAAUCCUCCAUCUGGAAUUGAAGAAGAAGCUGCUGAAAAUGGCGUGGCAAAACCGAAAGUGACAGAGACUGAAGACGACAGUGAUAGUGACAGUGAUGAUGAUGAAGAUGACGUUCACGUCACUAUAGGAGACAUCAAAACGGGAGCACCACAGUAUGGGAGUUAUGGAACAGCACCAGUAAAUCUUAAUAUCAAGGCAGGGGGAAGAGUUUAUGGAAAUACAGGAACCAAAGUCAAAGGAGUGGACCUUGAUGCACCUGGCAGCAUUAAUGGAGUUCCACUCUUGGAAGUAGAUCUGGAUUCUUUUGAAGAUAAACCAUGGCGGAAACCUGGUGCUGAUCUUUCUGAUUAUUUUAAUUAUGGCUUUAAUGAAGAUACGUGGAAAGCUUACUGUGAAAAACAAAAGAGGAUACGAAUGGGACUGGAAGUUAUACCCGUUACUUCAACCACAAACAAGAUUACGGUACAACAAGGGAGAACUGGAAAUUCAGAGAAAGAAGCAGCACUUCCAUCUACAAAAGCUGAGUUUACUUCUCCGCCAUCGUUGUUCAAGACUGGUCUGCCACCAAGCAGAAACAGCACGUCUUCUCAGUCUCAGACAAGUGCUGCCUCCAGAAAAGCCAGUUCAAGCCUUGGGAAGUGGCAGGAUCGAUAUGGGAGGGCCGAGUCACCCGAUCUAAGGAGAUUACCUGGAGCUAUUGAUGUCAUUGGUCAAACAAUAACCAUCAGCCGAGUGGAAGGAAGACGGCGUGCAAAUGAGAACAGCAAUAUACAGGUCCUUUCUGACAGAUCUGCCACUGAAGUAGACAACAAUUUCAGCAAACCACCUCCAUUUUUCCCUCCAGGGGCUCCUCCUACUCACCUUCCUCCUCCUCCAUUUCUUCCACCUCCUCCAACUGUCAGCACUGCCCCACCUCUCAUUCCACCACCAGGUAUUCCAAUAACUGUACCACCUCCAGGUUUCCCCCCUCCACCAGGCGCCCCACCUCCAUCUCUUAUACCAACAAUAGAAAGCGGCCAUUCCUCUGGGUACGACAGCCGUUCUGCACGAGCAUUUCCCUAUGGCAACGUCGCCUUUCCCCACCUCACCAGUUCUGCUCCCUCAUGGCCUAGCCUUGUGGACACCACCAAACAGUGGGACUAUUAUGCACGGAGAGAAAAAGACCGAGACCGAGACCGGGAGAGAGACCGAGACAGAGAGCGAGAGCGGGACCGGGACAGAGAAAGGGAGCGCACCCGGGAGCGGGAGCGGGAGCGCGACCACAGCCCCACUCCAAGUGUUUUCAACAGCGAUGAAGAGCGAUACAGAUACAGGGAGUAUGCAGAGAGAGGCUAUGAGCGCCAUAGAGCUAGUCGGGAGAAAGAAGAGCGGCACAGAGAACGACGUCACAGAGAGAAGGAGGAAACAAGACACAAGUCCUCUCGCAGUAAUAGUAGACGUCGCCAUGAAAGUGAAGAAGGGGACAGUCACAGAAGACACAAGCACAAAAAGUCUAAAAGAAGCAAAGAAGGAAAAGAGGCUGGCAGCGAGCCGGUCCCGGAACAGGAGAGCACGGAAGCCGCCCCUGCAGAGUAGGCUCCACCUCUUCUGUACGUUGGUCCCAGAAAUAGAUGCUCAAAAUCUCCUUAGUUUUCUGGAUAAUGUUUAAGAAAUAUACCUGUAAUCUUGUUCUGUUAGAAUGAAACCUUAACUUUUUCUUUUCCAAAAUAAAAGUGUGCAUUUUUUUUUUUGUGUUAAGUUAAAAAUCUUUGUCUUGUAAUAUUUAAAGAAUAAAAGACAGAAGUGACUUUAUAUCUAAGAAAGUAAUGUGAAUGAAGUCAGCAGGGGAUUUAGAGCUAAGGCUGGCCAUGUGUUCGCUGGAUGGGGAAGGCCAAGGCCUCGUCCUGGCUAGCUUUCUGGUUAGUGGGAUACUGUUGCAGAAGAGGCGCCGCUGCAGACCCCCUUCCCCUCUUGACGUGAAGCCAGGCUUCAGCUUACUUCUGGGACAGUGCUUAGACACAGUCUUGAUAUCAGAGUUUUUGAUAGGAGGUUUUCCGUGUUCUGAAUCUGAGUCCAUAGUGAACUGUUUGUAUAUCUAAAUUCCUAGGGUGGCCCCUGUGAUGUAACUUGUGGCUUCCCAGCAGGCACAUGACCUUGACUGGCAGAGCAUCAGACCACUCCAUGGCCAUCUGUCUGAGCAAGGUCAAGGUGCUCUGGCUGCUGUUAGUAUGUUUUCCAAGGGUCAGCGGUAGCAUGGAACGUGGGUUAUUUUUUAUUCCGUUUCCAUAUUAAGAAUAAAAAUAAACUCAGUGACAGGAGUGUUAGAUCAGUCAUUUCUUAUUAAAACCAGAGCACAGGUUAAACUCUGGACUAACCCCAAGUGGCAUUGCAGAGCAGUGUUGGGGCUAGGAGCGUAGUGUGUAAAAGAUGAGGUAGUUAGAGCCACCAGUAAGAGGACUGUUCUCACUUAGAAGAUAUUCAUUUCUCAUUUAAAUCCUCCGCCAUUAAACUUAAAUACCCACAAUGUGCUCUGUCUUCAACUCUACUUAAACCACAUUUCCACAUUUGUAAUUGACUUGAAUUAAGUGUGGCAUACAAACCAUGUUAAGUCUUUAUGGGCUUUUUAUUGAAUUAAAAAUAUAUAAGCUUAAAAGAUUUGGAGUAAUAAGAAAUCCUCCACACCAAAUAAAAAUUAUCACUAGUUUUU
Mus pahari (shrew mouse) is the source of this 3060-nucleotide messenger RNA. It is a transcript of the gene Fip1l1, whose product is annotated as factor interacting with PAPOLA and CPSF1. The record is from RefSeq and is a predicted model, not a curated record. Gene Ontology annotation, cellular component: mRNA cleavage and polyadenylation specificity factor complex. Bases 204 to 1949 code for a protein of 581 amino acids. The transcript has 18 exons. NCBI's taxonomy places the organism in Eukaryota, Metazoa, Chordata, Mammalia, Rodentia, Muridae. Gene Ontology annotation, molecular function: RNA binding.